CACUACAAUAGAGGCCUUUGCUUUCAUUGAGCUGGAUGGAAUUAACCUGCGACUGGGAGACAGGAUCCAUUGCAGUUGCACUAGUUUUUUUCUGGAGUCUCCCGAUAUGCAAAGCCUUCCUGUGGAGAGUGAAGAGUUUUACGCAGGCAUCCAAAUGAAACCACAAGCUGUCUCUAUUUCAGAAGAUGGGAGAGAGUAUGAACUGAUAGUGGAGAGCACAGUACCUUUACCAUGUUCCUCACAGAGAUGCACUUUGCUUUUGCAUCUUACUUCUAGUAAUCAAGUGGCAGAUGAGAAGGGCCUUGGCGUUGAUUUAGUCCUGUCCUCCUGUGAGGUGGAGCUGUCUCAAACCCCAUGUCAUAAGGGAGUCUGCAGUCAGGCAUCUGUGCACUACAGUGCAGUUACUGAUAUAUGGAAUGAUGGAGACCGAAGCACAGAAAUACACAUCAAACCCAUAAUCAGCACCAACUUCCUGUGGAACGGCUACACGCCUCAAAGUGUGCAGAUUCUAGUAAAGGACGUUCCAUCUGCUCACUGUUACACUUUUACGGACCCCCACAUCAUCACAUUUGAUGGCAGGAGGUAUGAUAAUUACCAGAUAGGCACCUUUGUGCUGUACAGGAGCACUGCUCGGCCGUUUGAGGUGCAUGUGAGACAGUGGGAAUGUGCCGGCAUGACCGCCCAUCACACCUCAUGUGUCUGUGGCUUUGCGGCCAGGGAUGGUGGUAAUGUUGUCACUUAUGACAUGUGUAACGGACUGGUGGGAGAGACAAAGCCACGCCUCUCUGUGAAGAACGGAGACCUGCUAAAGAGUGGAAUCCGUGUCAAUGAGUCCUACCAAGGCCGCAAAGUCACUAUUACAUUCUUGUCGGGGGCAUUUGUGCGUGUGGAUGUGGCUGACUGGGGAAUGAGUCUGACUGUAAGGGCCCCAGGCUCUGAUCAAGGCCACACUGAAGGCCUGUGUGGAACUUUUGAUGGAAAGCCAAUGAAUGACUACCACAAAGAGGGAGGACAGUCUGUGGAGGACAGCACUUCUUUUAUAAAUGCAUGGAG
Sinocyclocheilus grahami is the source of this 1053-nucleotide messenger RNA. RefSeq names its product von Willebrand factor D and EGF domain-containing protein-like. Gene Ontology annotation, biological process: anatomical structure development. Gene Ontology annotation, cellular component: extracellular region; cell surface. The transcript has 7 exons. The record is from RefSeq and is a predicted model, not a curated record. Gene Ontology annotation, molecular function: signaling receptor binding. NCBI's taxonomy places the organism in Eukaryota, Metazoa, Chordata, Actinopteri, Cypriniformes, Cyprinidae. The annotation marks the transcript as partial.